Messenger RNA from Cetraspora pellucida, 909 nucleotides. Lineage: Eukaryota; Fungi; Glomeromycota; Glomeromycetes; Diversisporales; Gigasporaceae. The record is from the annotation of a GenBank genome assembly.
AUGUACUUUCGUUCACAUAAAUUAUUUUCUUUUAUCAAUGUUAGAUAUUCGUCUUCGUUACUUAAUCAACGUUGGGGUCCACAUACAGGACCAAAAGCAGUAAAAAUUGUGGAAACCGGUUUAAAGGUGGUAGAAACAACGUCAUUUGUGUCUCCAAAACUAGUGCCACAGAUGUCAGAUGCUACUGAAGUUAUGGCAAAAAUUACACGCAAAUCAGAUGUGGAUUAUCCCGUCUUAGUACCCAACCUUACAGGAUUGAAAAAGGCUAUAUUAUCUGAUGUAAAAGAAAUAGCAAUAUUUGCAUCUGCUUCUGAAACAUUCAGUAAAAGAAAUAUUAAUUGUACAAUAAAUGAAAGUUUGGACCGAUUUCAAGAUGUUGUAGAUAUAGCAAAUGCUGAAAGAAUUGCUAUCAGAGGAUAUGUUUCUUGCGUUCUUGGAUGUCCUUAUGAAGGAGAGAUUUCUCCCAUUGCGGUUACUACGAUCGCUGAGAAAUUGUAUAAAAUGGGUUGUUAUGAGAUUUCUCUAGCUGACACGAUUGGCGUUGGUACUCCUGGUUCUUUAUCAAGGAUGUUAAAAGCUGUAUGUCAGGUUCUGCCAACAGAACGUAUAGCACUGCAUUGUCACGACACUUAUGGUCAAGCGCUUGCCAAUAUACACUACGCAUUAACGUCAGGAAUAAGGGUCUUUGACAGUUCUGUUGCAGGUCUAGGUGGGUGUCCCUUCGCUAAAGGAGCAACGGGCAAUGUUGCUACGGAGGAUGUGGUAUAUAUGCUUCAUGGCAUGGGUUACGAAACAGGUAUCAAUUUGUUGGAACUAGUGAAAGUUGGGAAUUAUAUAUCCCAGCAAUUAGGUCGUGCGAAUGGAUCUAAAGCAGCCAUAGCUUUGAGUUCAAAAUUACAAAUAAAUUGA